Trichomonas vaginalis G3 is the source of this 897-nucleotide messenger RNA. RefSeq names its product negative regulation of ER-associated ubiquitin-dependent protein catabolic process. The record is from RefSeq and is a predicted model, not a curated record. Gene Ontology annotation, molecular function: protein binding; molecular adaptor activity. The transcript has a single exon. Lineage: Eukaryota; Parabasalia; Trichomonadida; Trichomonadidae. The coding region runs from base 1 to 897 and encodes 298 amino acids. Gene Ontology annotation, biological process: post-translational protein targeting to endoplasmic reticulum membrane. Gene Ontology annotation, cellular component: membrane; TRC complex.
AUGAAUUCUCAAUUCUCCCACCCUGUUAUGGAGUGGGUUGACUCAAACUUAAUCCACGAAAUUGCACUUGAAGACCAGAAAACUGAGUCUUCCGUGCAACAAAUUACAGAAAUUUUAAAAAAUCCUUCUUCGGUCACCCCUCGAACACUUUCUGAACAGCAAAAAUCCUCAAUAAUGACAAUGAUGAACACAAUGUGCCAACAAGCCACCAAAGUUUUGGAAGAAACAUCUGAAGAAACAGAAAAUUCUUUGAAACAUUCACCGACUGAUGAAGAAUUAUUUAAUAUGGAGAAAUUCCCUCCACCAUUAACGCUCAAAUUCAGAAAAUCUCACGAUGAAUUAAUAGAAAAUGAAAAAUUCAAUCAAAAUAGAGUGGAAAAGCUGAAACAAAAAACAACAACCAUAAACAAAACAGAGUCUGAAGAGAUCAAAGCCCAAGGAAAUGUAAUUUAUAAGUCAGGAGACUUUGGCGGAGCUAUUGCAAAAUAUAAUUCUGCAAUUUUCCAUAAUCCAUUGAACCAUAUUAAUCACUCAAACAGAGCAUCAGCAUAUCUGGCUACAGAGCAUCCAAGUAUGGCAAUUUCCGAUUGCCAGUGGACUUUGGAAUUAAAUAGUGAUUUCGUGAAAGCUUAUGUUCGCAUGGGAAAGGCAUACAUGGACUCUGGCAAGAUAUUUAAAGCUUUAGACUACUACGAUAUCGCUAUCAAUAAAGAUCCUCAAUAUGAAGAGGCACUUCUCGCAAGAGAAGAAGCUAUUGAUGAGAUGAACAGAAUGACACCCAACAAUACAGAUAAUAUACUGGCAAGGCGCUUCUUUGGAGUUGAAUAUGAAAUUCCUGAUUACGACAAAAAAUUACUCCAAAACCUUAUCGAUUUUAGCAUUCUUUCAUACAAUUGA